AUGACACAUCUCCAGCAGAAACCGACUCGCGAGCGCUCCAACUACGAUCGACCGCGCAUCGAAACUAAUUCACUGAAGGAUUCCCCGACACCUGGCAAGCGUGGCACGAAACGAUGCGUUGACGCACUCGAUCGCAACUUUGACUCCUCUCCGAAGCGGACUCGGCGAUCUCCUAGGCUCUCUCGUGUGGAGACUAUAUCAGACAAACCCGCGACUAACUACGAGCCGACUAACCCGAUCGAAUUUUGGGCAAGAGAAGGGCAGUGGCCGCAAGAAUAUCCUGAACUUGAUAUGGAGCACUUACUUGCCCGGAAAAAGUCUUUGUCGUCUCUUGGUCGCAAGCGGUCGAACUCUACUACGUCCACGACGCCUAGCGAUCAGAAGCCGAGGGAGGAGAAGAGUGUGCCCUACCGAGAUCCGCGCUAUAAGGCUCUACUUGCAACUAAGGACAGUUUCAUGCAUCCUCCCCGUCACUCGUCUUCUACUUUCAAAGACAGGCUAUGCCCCCUUUCGAAACGUUCCCCAGCCCGUCGGAUUCCACGCCGUCGUGAUACUCCAUAA
Clonostachys rhizophaga is the source of this 561-nucleotide messenger RNA. Lineage: Eukaryota; Fungi; Ascomycota; Sordariomycetes; Hypocreales; Bionectriaceae. The record is from the annotation of a GenBank genome assembly.